This is a messenger RNA of Syzygium oleosum, 1950 nucleotides long. Its product is annotated as DUF21 domain-containing protein At2g14520. Lineage: Eukaryota; Viridiplantae; Streptophyta; Magnoliopsida; Myrtales; Myrtaceae. The record is from RefSeq and is a predicted model, not a curated record. Gene Ontology annotation, cellular component: intracellular membrane-bounded organelle. Gene Ontology annotation, biological process: magnesium ion homeostasis. The coding region runs from base 364 to 1644 and encodes 426 amino acids. The transcript is spliced from 11 exons.
ACCUUCCCCAGUCGGUCCUGUUUCUCUCUCCUCUCUCUCUCUCUCUCUCUCCUCCGCCAGCUCUCGUCGUCAUCUCCUCCCUCCGUCCCGCUCGCUCGCUCGCUCGCCGGAGCACCGCCGUAGAAGGAGAAGAAGGAGAAGGGCGGUGGUAUAACGCGGAACCUCUUGAAUAUAAGUCGGAACGAAUCCCCGGGCCGUGGAGGCGAUCGAGCAGCUUCGCUUCUUGCCCCUUCUCUGACGCCGAACAGACCGGAGGUGGGUGGGUUUUUUCGUUCUUGGGGGAAAACGUCGAGCUGCGAGUCGUUGCGUGAACCGGGGAAUCGGGAGAGGAGAGGGGGGGAGAGAGGGAGGGAUUGUGCUUGAAUGGCCGAGCAUUACAGUUGCUGCGAGACCAACUUCUUCAUCCACAUACUGAUCGUGGCGUUGCUGGUGGUGUUCGCCGGGUUGAUGUCCGGCCUCACGCUGGGGCUCAUGUCCAUGAGCCUCGUCGAUCUCGAGGUCCUUGCCAAGUCCGGCACGCCCAAGGAUAAAAGCCACGCAGCCAAGAUACUGCCAGUUGUAAGAAAUCAACAUCUUCUUCUUUGCACAUUACUGAUAUGCAAUGCUGCUGCAAUGGAGGCCCUUCCUAUUUUUCUUGACAGCUUAGUUUCAGCUGGGGUUGCUAUCCUGAUCUCAGUGACCUUGAUCCUUCUGUUUGGAGAGAUAAUUCCGCAGUCUGUUUGUUCUCGAUAUGGUUUGGCAAUUGGUGCGGCCGUGGCUCCAGCUGUGCGUGUUCUUGUUUGGAUCUGCUUUCCCAUUGCAUAUCCAAUCAGCAAGUUAUUAGACUUUCUACUUGGUCAUGGACAUGUAGCUCUCUUCCGCAGAGCUGAGCUUAAAACCCUUGUCGACAUGCAUGGAAAUGAGGCUGGAAAGGGGGGAGAAUUGACGCAUGAUGAAACAACUAUUAUUGCUGGAGCACUUGAACUUUCUGAAAAGAAAGCUUGUGAUGCCAUGACUCCUAUAUGCGAUACAUUUGCCAUUGACAUCAAUGCCAAGCUUGAUCGGGAUUUGAUGAACAUGGUUUUGGAGAAAGGGCACAGCAGAGUGCCGGUUUUCUAUGAGCAGACUACCAACAUAAUUGGAUUGAUUCUGGUGAAGAAUUUGCUGACCAUUCACCCAGAAGAAGAAGUACCAGUGAAAAAUGUUACCAUUCGGAAAAUUCCAAGGGUUCCAGAAACAUUGCCUCUAUACGACAUAUUAAAUGAGUUUCAGAAAGGUCACAGCCACAUGGCUGUUGUUGUGAGACAGCAUAACGAGACGACAGAGCAGUCUACUGACAAGAGCCCUGUCGAUAGUACUGUGAAAGAUGUCAAGGUGGACAUCGACAGUAAAAAGACUCCGCAAGAGAAGAAAUUGAUCAGCAAGAGAUCUCUGCAAAAAUGGAAGAGCUUCCCCAACUCAAAUAGCUCAUUUAAGGGAAAUUCAAGGAGCAAGAAGUGGACAAAUUACAUGUAUGCAGAUAUCCUGCAAAUAGAUGGAAGUCCUCUUCCACAGCUCGCCGAAGAAGAAGAAGCGGUGGGCAUAAUAACCAUGGAAGAUGUCAUAGAAGAACUGCUACAGGAGGAGAUCUUUGAUGAGACAGAUCACCAUUAUGAAGAUUCAUGACAUCGGAUCCCAUGCCGAGUAUCCUAAACAAUUUUCUAGCAGUGUUUAGUACUUCAUAUCAUUUCAAUGUUUGUGGUAUUACAUGUACUGGUGUAGCUCUACCAAAGGGACUAAGAAAAGCUACGAAUAGUUGAAUCUGUAUCAUUUCGAAGGAAUAGAGGAUUAUGGACUUGAAAUACUAUUUCGUGGGAUUGUAUAUCAAAUUGUAGGGAAGUGUGCAAGGCAAUUGGUAUAUCUUGCACAUUAUGUUUAGUUUUUGCUUUUAUUGAAGUUGUAUCGCAAGGAAAGUAAACCAUUGUUGCGCCA